GGGCUGGGCUUUGUUUCUUCAAUAUUUGUCUAGGCCCACCCUUGUUGAUGGCUCGGUUUUUUUCUUCCUCGCUUCAGGGUUUUACAAAUCACAAUGCUAGCUUUUCUUCCUCACACUGUCGCAGUCGCACAGCCGCCGCGAUCUGCUGGCCCCAAAACCCUAGCUCCAUGGGAGCCGCCGCUUCUUCUCCUCCCCCACCUUCCCUAGAGACAGCCACCGUUGCCUCCAGUCCUGAUCCUCCUCCCCGAGAGGCAGCCGCUACACCAGCCAAAGAAGAUCACCAGCACUCCGCCCCCGCCGCCGCCGCCGCCGCGGCCGGCGGCGUCGCGGACGAUGCGGCGGCGGCGGCUCCUGCUGGUGGAGGCGGCGCGGAAGAUACCGCGGAGACGGUGGUCAUCGAUGCCUCAGCCGAGGCCGGCGGAGCAGGGGAGGGGGAGGAGGAGCAAGCGGAGUGCGGGUUCUGCCUCUUCAUGAAGGGCGGCGGCUGCAAGGACGAGUUCGUCGCGUGGGAGAAGUGCGUGGAGGAGGCGGAGGCCGCGGGUGCCAGCGUCGACGUCGUGGAGCGGUGCCAAGACGUCACGGCCGCGCUGCGGAAGUGCAUGGACGCGCACGCCGACUACUACGAGCCUAUCCUCCGGGCCGAGCGCGCCAUGGCUGCGGACCUCGAGGCCUUUCAGGCCGAAGAAGCCGCCUCCGCCUCCGCAGCGUCGGCGUCCGAGGAAGGCCAGAAGAAGGAGGCGGCGGCCGAGGCAGCGGCGCCGCCGUCAGACGGAGGCCAGAAUAAGCAGGUGGCUGAGGCGGCAGUUUCGGAGGAGAGCAGAGAUUCUGCAGCCUGAUUGGGCGAAGAGGCAGCGGCAUCUUCAAAAUUUUUUGUGAGGGAUUUGAGGAUAUGAAUACCCUUUCUUCUUUCGAGCAUCAAUUAACAUGUUGUGACACGAGAGAUUGGUGUGACUAGUGAGGGAGAUAGAUUUUCUGUCCCUCUUCUCUCUACAUGAACAUGCGAUUCUUUUGAUUGAAAUCAAAUUAUACACAUGUUGCCAGAUGACUUUGAACUCUGGCUAAUCAUACAGA
Molecule: messenger RNA, 1071 nt
Organism: Sorghum bicolor (sorghum)
Lineage: Eukaryota; Viridiplantae; Streptophyta; Magnoliopsida; Poales; Poaceae
Product: myristoylated alanine-rich C-kinase substrate
Exons: 1
Coding region: 48-836 (262 amino acids)
Source: RefSeq, a predicted model, not a curated record